Monopterus albus (swamp eel) is the source of this 3429-nucleotide messenger RNA. RefSeq names its product zinc finger protein 740a (gene znf740a). Gene Ontology annotation, molecular function: RNA polymerase II cis-regulatory region sequence-specific DNA binding; DNA-binding transcription activator activity, RNA polymerase II-specific. Lineage: Eukaryota; Metazoa; Chordata; Actinopteri; Synbranchiformes; Synbranchidae. The transcript is spliced from 23 exons. The coding region runs from base 745 to 2799 and encodes 684 amino acids. The record is from RefSeq and is a predicted model, not a curated record. Gene Ontology annotation, cellular component: nucleus. Gene Ontology annotation, biological process: regulation of transcription by RNA polymerase II.
AAUAGCAGCUUUGCAGGAGCUGUCUCGUAAUAUUAAUUAGCCUUCAUGGGUAAAUGAUGCAGCAACAGAAACGACGUCUUAAACCAAUUAUUAUCUUACUAAUCUGGUAGAUGAACACGUCUGUCAAACUGGGCUAAAGGCCAGCGGAUUGAGCCUCUAAGUACCAGUGUAUGUAAGCCUACGUGUGCACGUCCCGUUUUCUGUCGUUUUAGGUGUUCACUCCUUUUCAUCUGCGUCUCUUCAGUCGUCUUCUGAAUCUGCUGUGAGCUGACAGAUGCCCGCUGCACCACAAUAACAUAUCGAUAUAGCAUCAAGUAGGCCUCUAAUCUCCACAUAAAUAUAAAAUAUGGAUUAACAACAGAUUUUUGUUUCCGCUUUUUUCAUGCAGCUCUCUCUGUUCACUGAGAGCUGGUAAAAAAAAGAUGACCCUUUUCUCUGCGCUUGAGGAGGCUUGGCCGCUGUGUGGGGGAGUGGGUUACAUUCUGUGGCGUUUCCUGUGUUUGUAAACUAGACGCUAUUGAAAACGUCGGGCAAGAGAAGCGAAAAGACUUGCCAGGUUGACCUCAAAUUACUCUUUAGCCCAAUGUGAUGCAGCUAGACCAGGCGAUAUUACCAUAUCUAACAAGUUUUAAUGCUAGAUGAGUGAGGUGGGUGUGGCUUCCCACCAGCUCGACCAUCCUGACUGACGGAUAUCUGGAUGACCUUGUCCCCACCCCUGUCCCUGCGCUCACAUACACCACAGCAAUGUCCCAUCUGCCCAGCAGCUCAGUCCGCGACCAUAUGAAAUGGGCGGGGCUGCUUGGCUGCGAAGCUGUCCUCUCCAGUAUGGCCUUGAUGCAGGCCAGCACAAUGGCUGCUCCACCCAAAAAGAUGAUGACUCCACUUGGCCAUGGACCACCGCAGAGAGAGGGACCUGACCGUGCUCCUCAGAGCCAUAUGAUCCUCCCAUCUGGAAUGAGCUGUCCACCCCUGCUUAUACGGAAAGAAGGUGAAUUCCAAGCUCCCCGCCUGCUGGAUGAGAAGGAGAUGAGGGCCAACGAGGACAUGCAGCAGAAAAAAAAGAACAGGAAAUCUGUAACGCCCUGUAAAGUGAGAGAACAAGAAGGAAGGGGAGGGAAGGGCACAGGUGGAGAUGAGAAUGGUCCAUCAUCCAAAGUGCAGAAAAACUUUAUUUGUGAUCACUGUUAUGGAGCAUUUAGAAGUGGAUACCACCUGAAGCGACACAUUCUCAUUCAUACAGGGGAGAAGCCGUAUGCUUGUGCCGUAUGUGACAUGAGGUUUAUUCAGCGUUACCACCUGGAGAGACACAGCCUCAUUCAUACGGGGGUGAAGCCGUAUGCUUGUUCCAUGUGUGACAUGAGGUUUUUCCAGCGUUACCACCUGGAGAGACACAGACUCACUCAUACGGGGGUGAAGCCGUACGCUUGCUCCAUGUGUGACAUGAGGUUCUUCCAACGUUACCACCUGGCAAGACACAGCCUCACCCAUACUGGGGUGAAGCCAUACGCUUGCUCCAUGUGUGACAUGAGAUUUUUUCAACGCUACCACUUGGCAAGACACAGCCUCAUUCACACCGGGGUGAAGCCAUAUGCUUGCUCCAUGUGUGACAUGAGAUUUUUCCAGAGAUACCACCUGGCAAGACACACACUCACCCAUACGGGGGUGAAGCCAUACGCUUGCUCCAUGUGUGACAUGAGGUUCUUCCAGCGUUACCAUUUGGCAAGACACAGCCUCACUCAUACUGGGGUGAAGCCGUAUGCUUGUACCAUGUGUGACAUGAGGUUUAUACAACGUUACCAACUGGAGAGACACAGUCUUACUCAUACAGGGGUGAAGCCGUACGCUUGCACCAUGUGUGACAAGAGGUUUUUUCAGCGCUACCACCUGGCGAGACACAGCCUCACUCACAUGGGUGUGAAGCCUUAUGCUUGUACCAUGUGUGACAUGAAGUUUUUUCAGCGUUACCACCUGGCGAGACACAGCCUCACUCAUACGGGUGUGAAACCUUAUGCUUGCACCAUGUGUGACAAGAGGUUUUUUCAGCGCUACCACCUGGCGAGACACAGCCUCACUCAUAUGGGUGUGAAACCUUUUGCUUGCACCAUGUGUGACAUGAGGUUUGUUCAGCGUUACCACCUGGCGAGACACAGCCUCACUCAUACGGGUGUGAAACCUUAUGCUUGCACCAUGUGUGACAAGAGGUUUUUUCAGCGCUACCACCUGGCGAGACACAGCCUCACUCAUAUGGGUGUGAAACCUUUUGCUUGUACCAUGUGUGACAUGAGGUUUGUUCAGCGUUACCACCUGGCGAGACACAGCCUCACUCAUACGGGGGUGAAGCCGUAUGCUUGUUCCGUGUGUGACAUGAGGUUUAUUCAGCGUAACCACCUGGAGAGACACAGCCUCACCCACACGGGAGAGAAGCCAUUUGCUUGUGACAUGUGUGAUAUGAGGUUUAUCCAGCGCUACCACCUUGAGAGACACAAGCGUGUCCACAGUGGGGAGAAGCCUUAUCAGUGUGAACGAUGCCAGCAGAACUUUUCACGUACAGACCGACUGUUGCGGCAUCGGCGGUUGUGCCAGGGUCGCAGCGUAGCCAAAGUAGAGAACCAGCCGUGCUGCGAACCACGCCCGUAUCCCCAAGAACCCCCACCUGCACCUCCAACCUGGAGUCCCUCCCCCUCCAGGCCGACUGGCUGUCUGACAUUCCAUCUUCCCUACAUCCAAAACACAGCCGAGACAGGACAGGCCACAGGGUUUCUACUUCUCAGCUUUGUGCCGAGUGGCGCCACGCUCUAGCACAGAGUGAUUUUGCAGCUCCGGUCUUGGAAUUACUAAUGACAGAGGGACACUUGUGUUUUUGUUUUGUGGACUUUUUACUGUUUCCUUCCCCAUUUUUUUAAAGGCAAGACUUUUCUGUGAUGAACAGUGGUCCUGUUUUGUACUUAAUCCGUUUGAGUUUUGCAAACAAAACAAAAAAUUUUUUUUAUUGUUGUUCAGAUGUAUCUUCAUUUGAUGGUACUCGGAAAGGGGAGUGGGUAUUGUUUAUCCUAAUGUGUCUGCAAAAAGUGAGAUGAAGAGAUGAGGAAAAGUAUUUGAGCGUCUUUCUAAUUUUUUUCUUGUGUGGCCCAUUUGAACUCAAAGCGAUCGUCACUUAGGUCAGAAUGAAUAAAUCUGACCUCUCCUUCCAGCUAAAGCAAGCAAGCCACCCAGCUGACAUGUCAUGAGAACCACAUUUUGCUUGUCAUUGCAGCUAACACUGUAAAGCAUUAAGACAUUUCACCCAAAGCAGCAUCUGAUGUAAAUGUGACCCGGACAACAGAAUUUCCACGACUUUAUCUGCACAGGAUGAUUAAUUUGUGUCAGUAAUUGAAAAUAUCGAUUAUCUGACUAUGGCUCUUGAGUGAUGUUUUUUUUUUUGUUUGUAAU